Messenger RNA from Alligator sinensis (Chinese alligator), 1626 nucleotides. RefSeq names its product transmembrane protein 64 (gene TMEM64). The transcript has 4 exons. Bases 152 to 820 code for a protein of 222 amino acids. NCBI's taxonomy places the organism in Eukaryota, Metazoa, Chordata, Crocodylia, Alligatoridae. The record is from RefSeq and is a predicted model, not a curated record.
GCGGGACCUGCUGCUGUGGGCCGAGAGUCUGGACGGCCUGGCCGGCGCGCUGCUCUUCACCCUGGGCUUCAUCCUCGUCUCCUUCCCGUGCGGCUGGGGCUACAUCCUGCUCAACGUGGCGGCCGGCUACCUGUACGGCUUCGUGCUGGGCAUGGGGCUCAUGGUGCUGGGCGUGCUGGUGGGCACCUGCGUGGCCCACGUGGCCUGCAAGCGGCUGCUGGCCCGCUGGGUGCAGGCGCGCAUCCAGGGCAGCGAGCGGCUCGGCGCCGUCAUCCGUGUGGUGGAGGGAGGCAGCGGGCUCAAGGUGGUGGCCCUGGCCAGGCUCACGCCCAUCCCUUUCGGGCUGCAGAACGCUGUCUUCUCGAUUACAGAUCUGUCAUUGCCCAACUAUCUGAUGGCUUCUUCAGUUGGACUGCUUCCUACUCAACUCCUAAAUUCCUACUUGGGUACUACCUUACGUACCAUGGAGGAUGUGAUUGCAGAACAAAGUGUUAGUGGCUAUUUUAUAUUUAGUUUACAGAUUAUAUUGGAUAGAAGAAAGUGUCUAGAGCAGUGGUCCUCAGCCCACAUGUGGCUGGCCCAGUCAGCACACUACUGCAGCCCCUGGGAUAUGGAUACACUGGAAAUUGUUAUAAGCAUAGGCCUCAUGUUUUAUGUUGUUCACCGAGCUCAAGUGGAAUUGAAUGCAGCAAUUGUAGCCUGUGAGAUGGAGAUGAAGACCUCUCUUGUUAAAGACAGUCAGCCAAACAUCAGUGGUUCCACAAUGUUCUGCAACAAGAGGACAGUAGCAUUUUCUGGGAAUGGGGUCAAUAUUGUGUGAUUUAAAGUAUUAAUAAAGUAAGGUUUUGUGAACCUAAGCUAUUGCCUAGAAAUGUCUAUGGACAAAAAGUAGAUUAAAAAAAUUUCUAAAUGGUUACAGAUUGUACUGUGGCACAGCUCAACUGACCAGAUCUUAAAUUGCACAAGGGGGUGAUUCUGAGCAAGGAACAAGAGAUUAAGUAACUUAAAAUGUAAAUGCAAAUUUGGCUGCACCUUUUGUCAUGGCCUAUAGGCUGCACUUUAGGUUUUGUUUUGUGUUUUGCUCCUAUAAACUGAGACAAAUAACCAGAGGUAAAUAUUUUUUCUGUUUAGCACUAUUUAUAAGGCUGAAUAAUUAUAUACAGUAGAACUUGAUUACUGAUAAAGAUGAAUGAGGAAGAAGUAUGCAGUUCGGUAUACAAUACUCUUGAAUGUGCUUUGCUUUGGAAAUAUUUCCAGAAAUGAUAUAGUGUAUUAUUUUGCUAAUUAUGGGACCAUUUGGCUUCCCUUCCAUUUUUUUAGUUUAAAAAAGAGGACCCUAUAUAAAUUUUUGGUUGAAUGUAUUUUUGUAAAUCAUUGAAAUGUUGCAGAGCCAUUCGUACAUAUUCACACAAGCUUAAAUCCUACAUUGUGGGACUGAAGUGCUCUUAAAUAACAUGUUAAAGUUACACGUAUAAUAUGCAAAGUAAAAGGGAAACUAUAGAAGAUGUAAUAGAUUGUGGUGAAUAGCACUACUUGAGGGAGAAUUAACUGUUGUAUUGGCUUACCAACCCUUACAGAUUUGCAACAAAAAGGGCUGUUCCAUGGCAAUCCUAUUUAUGAAUAUUU